ACCGCGGAGGCCGCGGCCCAGAAAUAGCCCGGGGGCCGCGGUCCCGCCCCGCGGCCGGCGAGAGCGCUGGGGAGGCGGCCGGACCCAGGCUGGGCGCGGUGCGGCCCGGACGAUGCUGCUGAGCCCCGGCCCGGCCCGGCCCAGAGCACAUGAUGGCGAUACGGGAGCUCAAAGUGUGCCUCCUCGGGGACACGGGGGUCGGGAAAUCAAGCAUCGUGUGUCGGUUUGUCCAGGACCACUUUGACCACAACAUCAGCCCCACCAUUGGGGCAUCUUUUAUGACCAAAACUGUGCCUUGUGGAAAUGAACUUCAUAAAUUCCUCAUCUGGGACACUGCUGGUCAGGAGCGGUUCCACUCGCUGGCCCCCAUGUACUAUCGAGGGUCAGCCGCGGCUGUCAUAGUGUAUGACAUCACUAAACAGGAGUCAUUUCAUACCUUGAAAAAAUGGGUUAAGGAGCUGAAAGAGCACGGCCCCGAAAACAUUGUGAUGGCGAUUGCUGGGAACAAGUGCGACCUCUCAGAUAUUAGGGAGGUGCCCCUGAAGGAUGCUAAGGAGUAUGCUGAGUCCAUCGGUGCCAUCGUGGUUGAGACGAGUGCGAAGCACGCCAUCAACAUAGAAGAGCUCUUUCAGGGCAUCAGCCGCCAGAUCCCACCCUUGGACCCCCAUGAAAAUGGAAACAGUGGAGGGAUCAAGCUUGGGAGCCAGAGCUUGCCAGGCAGCCGGAGGUGCUGCUGAGCUGGCAUACAGAGCACCAAGGAAGAAGCCAGCUCCGGUGGCCAGCGUGCACAGAAGGACCCCACCCUCAGGGCUAACUGCCUGCUGCAGAGCGAGCAGCUUUGCACCCUGGGAGACCCACAGGACGCUCAGCACGGGAAAUUCCCUGAAAAGAGAUUAUGGAAAACCCAGCAUACCACCACAAUAUGGCCUUCCGUUUAUGAACCGCCCACAGCAGGGCUUGUACUUGCUAGGUAUAGUUGCCAUUUUUGUUAAAUAUUAGAAACUUUUUAGAUUUGUUCACAAGCCUCGAGGUGCCCCUCUCCUCUGAUUUCCUGUGCCACCUAGUCAGAGCCCAGGGCCAGGGCCUCCGUUCCUAGCCAGUUCACCAAAAGGCAAAGGCAAUGUAGUAGGUUGGUUACCUUUUAGCUGGCUUUGGAAGUAAGGCUUUCUUCGUUUCCUGAGGUAAAGCAGACAUGAAUAGCUGCACCAUCACCCAAACUGAGAACUGAUCUUCUGGAAAAGACAGAAGCUGGAUUAGAAACUGCCAUCUGUGCUCCUUUUCACUUAACUGAUGAACAUUUUCCUCAGGUAAACCCAACCAAAUCUGACUCGAAGGUUACAUAUAAUCCCGGUUUAAAACAGUUAAGUAGUUGCUGUGUCAGUGGUGGAAGAUGGAGGAUGGUAAUAGCAUCCGGGGCACCACCCAAAUGCAUCCUCUCCAUUGCAGUGAGUUUCUGCUCUUGGAGAUGAUUAAUUCACAGAACAUUGAUUUACGAGGAGACUGUGUCACGGUUUCACAUCCAAGGGAUAAAACCAAUCACAGGAUGUUUGAGUCUAAACUGCAGGGCAAACUUCUUCUAGUAAUAGCAGCUAAUCAUGGGUGACAGCACCCCAGGCAGAGAAAGCCCCGCCUUAAAAAUGUGGACCCCCGAAAGGACAAGGUCAGAAGAAGUGCUUUACGCUCUGCCUGCUUUGGAGAGAAAGGCCGUCCAGCAGACAGAGCCCGUUCCAGGCGCAGACGAGGCUGUCUGUGUGUCAGUGUAAUAUUCUUCCUGCUUCUCCCAGUUCGGGAGUUAGUUGAAAUCUAGAAUAUGGGGAAUAACAAAUACUUGUCUCCAUUCAAGAGUGUCCCUCAGUGUCCCAGAGCAGGGCUCUCAAACACCGUUAGCAAAUG
Messenger RNA from Meriones unguiculatus (Mongolian gerbil), 1893 nucleotides. It is a transcript of the gene Rab31, whose product is annotated as RAB31, member RAS oncogene family. Bases 150 to 737 code for a protein of 195 amino acids. The transcript is spliced from 7 exons. The record is from RefSeq and is a predicted model, not a curated record. NCBI's taxonomy places the organism in Eukaryota, Metazoa, Chordata, Mammalia, Rodentia, Muridae. Gene Ontology annotation, molecular function: GTP binding; GTPase activity.